Messenger RNA from Antechinus flavipes (yellow-footed antechinus), 10972 nucleotides. Its product is annotated as XK-related protein 6-like. NCBI's taxonomy places the organism in Eukaryota, Metazoa, Chordata, Mammalia, Dasyuromorphia, Dasyuridae. The record is from RefSeq and is a predicted model, not a curated record. Gene Ontology annotation, biological process: engulfment of apoptotic cell; phosphatidylserine exposure on apoptotic cell surface; apoptotic process involved in development. The transcript is spliced from 3 exons. Gene Ontology annotation, cellular component: plasma membrane. The coding region runs from base 1 to 795 and encodes 264 amino acids.
AUGGCGGCGAAAUCCGAUGGCGGCGGCGUGGGGGUGGGCUUCGCCCAACUGCACAACCUGGACGAGGCGGUGGGCAGCGGCGGCGAGGAGGACGGGGAGCCUGGGGGAGGCGGCUGCGGCGGCGGAGACGGCAGCGACCCCGGCGAGAGCAGCUCCCUCCACAUCUGCCACUGCUGCAACACCUCCUCGUGCUACUGGGGCUGCCGCUCCGCCUGCCUGCGCUCCCUCUUGGGCAAGAAGCCGCGCCGCAGCGCCGCCGCCGCCGACGGGGGGGACCAGCCGCUCCAGCCGCCGGCGGACGCCGCGCGCCCCCAACCGACGCCCCCCGCCGGCGCCGCGCGCCCCCAGCCCCUGCCGCCGCCGCAGGUGGAGCGGCCGUGGCUCGACUGCCUGUGGAUCGUGCUGGCGCUGCUAGUGUUCUUCGGGGACGUGGGCACCGACCUGUGGCUGGCCCUCGACUACUACGGCAAGGGGGACUACGGCUGGUUCGGGCUGACGCUUUUUUUCGUGCUGGUGCCGUCGCUGCUGGUGCAGAGCCUCAGCUUCCGCUGGUUCGUCCAGGACUACACGGGCGGAGGGCUGGGUGCCGUGGAGGGGCUCAGCAGCCGGGGCCCCCCCAUGAUGGGGGCCGGUUACGGCCACGGGGCGGCCCGCGGGGGCGGCGGCCCCGGCGUGGGGGGAGGCUCGGCCACGCCGGGGGCCCAGCGCUUGUGCCGCCUCUCGGUGUGGAUCUGGCAGUCGGUCAUCCACCUGCUGCAGAUGGGGCAGGUGUGGAGCUUUAAGAGAAAGACAUGAGGCCUAAGACUGAAAUGAGGUUGUUUUGAGGUCAUCUGAUUUCUGACUAGAAGGUGUGAGAUCUCAUCGUCCUGAAACUACUUCAAACAGAAUGGUUUGCAAAUUUUUUUGGUGGUGGCAUGUUCAGAAUCUUGGAUCCUUAUGUUGAAUGUAUUGGAAAAUGUUAAUGAUAUUUAGAAAUCCUGAAAAUAAUUUUAUGUAUGUUUUAUUUGUUUAUAUAUAGGUAAACCAGUAGCUUUAAUAAAAUCUUAACAAAAAAAGGAAAAGAUACUACAAUUUUGUAAGUUCAUGGUGUUGAUAAACUAUCACAUGCAUGUAGAAAUUGCAUAUAAUUGUUUUAUAGAAGCUUAUCAAUCUAGUCUUUAUGAUUCCUUCCUUUGUUCUUCCCCAGCCUCUGUUUGUAACCCUUAUUUUUCUGUUUACUUGGCCUCCUUUCUUCUUUAUACUUUCCUUGUAGGUCAUCUGAAUCAAAGAUAAUUGGUGAGAAAAUAAAUCAGAAAAUGACGGUCUCAGAGUUCAAUUUCAGCUAGAAAACUGCUUCAGAAAUAGAAUUUGCAUUAGCAUAUUGAGACUACCCAAACUACAUCCAAAAACACUUAACACCAAAUUGCAUCUAACUUUCAGAUCAUCCUUGAUCAUGUUAGAAGAACAGGAUGAACAAGAUAAAAAAUUGAAUUCUCAAUUUCACUUUCUCUCUUAGUUCAUCUUCAGAUGGAUUGGUCAAUGAAAAGUAAAAUGACCAAAAGGAGAGUAAAAUUGAAGUAAAAAAAUGAAUUAAAAAUUGAAGGUAAUAUCUAAAGAUUAAAUUAUGACUCUGAAUGAAGAAUUGGCUGGUUUCAUGCUUUUUGAGGAGGCCAUUAAUGGGAGGUCUCAGUCAUUUUUUAAGUAGCCCAUCAAAAUGUGGAGCAAGGUAAUUCUGAAAUUACAUGAAAGGGAUUAACAAAGUUCAGUGAUAUUUAGGAAAUACUGUGAGUGGUGGUCACGCAAAUUAUUAAGCAUAUUUGUCUGUCUUGGGAGUUCCUUUGGUCAUAAAAGAUGUUAGAAAGCAAAAUGAUUUAUUCUUUACAGGAACUAUGAAUACGUUUGUUCUUGUUCGCUUCAAUGGAAAAGAUUUUUUUAAAAGAAAAAUGUCCAGAAGAAACGCAAUCAAUUAACAGUCGUUUUUAUUAUGUGCCACCUUUGUGCCCUACACUUUGUUAGGCUCUGGGAUUUCAACAACAAAAAGGAAAAAGGUCUCUAGUCACUAAGAGUUUAUAUUCAAGUGGGAAACAACAGGUACAUCUACAAGUAUACAUAAACUAAACAUAAAUAAAAAGUCUGGAAAUCUAUGGUACUUAAGUUUAAAGGAAAUCAGGUUCCAUUAACUUGAGGAAGAAUCUUCCAAAUAUGGAGUGACCCAUGAAAAAGCAAAGUGAUGAUAGAAUGUAACUUGUGAGUAACAGAGGGCGGCACUUUGGCUGGAUUGCAACUUGUGGGAGAGGCAAUAAUGUACAAUGAUCUUGGAAAAAUAGGCUGCAGCUAGUUAAGUUAAAGCUACUUGUAAAUGCUGAACUGAAGAAUUUAUAUUUUCUCCCAGAUGCAAUAAGAAGGGACUAGUUUAUUGAAUAGGGGAGUGAUGUGGGGGAAAAAAAUGCAAGGAAUUAGUGUAGUACAAAUUUUUAAAAUUUAUUGCUUUAAAAAAAUUUGGACCUGGAUCUGAGGUCUCCUUUCUGGAGAAUAUGCAGUGUAGUAAUGCCUUUCAGCAGUCUAGCCAAAUAUGUUAUCUGUAACCUACUGUGGGGUAGUAAGAGGUUAAAUGACUUGUCCAGUCCUUAAGCCGUAUGUGUCAAGAGACUAGACUUGAGCCAAGACUUUACUGACUUGGAAACUAACUCAUCUGCUUUGCCACACUUCUUAUCUUCUAGUUUGUGUGUAGCAAUUAAUAUAUUUCUUUAAAAACAUCUUCCUAGUCAAGUUUAAGAACAAAAUCACACAUAUCUUUUUCUCAGAGGAAAUGGUUCUGUAAUAUUAUACAUGGAAUUACUAAGCUUUCUCUUGUCAGUAAUGCCAGGACAAGAAAAACAUUUUAAGACUUCACAUUAGUUAGGAAUUCAUGUUUAAGGAAUUAUGAAUGGUUUUUUCCUUUUCAGAAACAAACAAAAAUUACCCUCAGUAUGUUUUUAUUUUCCUAAAUUGGUUUAUAGGAUAAUAUAUCUUAUUGAAACUAUAAAAUUGUCUCUUUUAAAAUUGUCACAGUUAGUAGACAUGAUGUUGUUGGGGCCUAAAGGAAUAUGGCAUAUUGAUAAAAAGAAUGAAGUCAAUUAAAAAAAAAAAAAGAUUUCCUGUCAAAUUAAUUUAAAGUCCCUUGGUUUCCAAAGGAUGAGAGUACAAAUAAAGAGACACUGUAGAAAGGAAACACAUUUUUAGAGCAAAGAAUGCUUGUAAACUGCUCCAUGGAUACAUAAGUAUGGGUAAUCUUUGGAAAUGUUAAAUAUAUACUGGUAGUAUGCUUUAUUCUUAUACAAGGAUUAGGUUCAAGGUUACUUCAUGUAAAGGUCUUUAUUAAAUGUACCUAUUAUUUGAGACAGCAUUAGUGUGAAUAAUGUAGUAUUACCGGUUUGACUGCUAAAGAAUAAUAAAAUAUGACUGUAUACAGUAAAAUAAUGCUGAAAGCAUGAAUCAGGAUGAUAUGCAUCAGUCGCUUUCUCAACAUAUCUGUUACAUUCCAUUUGGAAAAUCUAGUUUGUUUUGUUGAUAACUGUUAUAAAGAAAAAGUAGCAACUGGAUACUUGUUUCAUGCAGAUUUUACCUUUUUACCUUAGUUGAAUUCACCUGAAGUUUAGGAUAAUUAUGUAAGAAAAAAAAACUGAAUAGCAAGUUUUAUUUUCAUUUUUAAGAUAGCACUCCUCUUUUUUAUUGAACAUACAAAAUGUUAUCCACUGAUGCUGUUCUACUUUUGUGUUUUAGGGUGGCUGGCAAAAUAUUACCCAUCAAAUUUGCUCUCUUUCAUGAUUUUUACUUGUUUUAUUACCCUCAGUUAUAAAGUUCAUGAGAGAAGAGGAGUGUGGGACUGGGAAGAUUAUUUCAAUAUAAUUAUUUUCUUUUAUGAUUUUAUGCAUACAUUAUUCUGAGAAGGGAUCCAUAGGCUUCUGAAACUGCCAAACUGCUUUAUGAUGCAGAGUUGAAAAAGCUGGGAUCUAGUUUAUAGAAGAAACUAAGACUCAGAACUGUUAAGAAUUUCCUCAAGGGAAAACAGUAUCUAGAGCCUGGGAAUGUUGGCUUAAAGUCCAGUCGAUAUUCUUUUCUAUUACACUGUGUUGCUCUUGAUACUUAUAUUUAGUUUUCCCAGUUGGGACAUUAUAAAGAUUAAAGCAGUAAUAUAUGUAUUAAUCUUUUUAAGCAUCCUGGGAAGAAAUAAUCUGGUUCUGUUGUUGUUUGUUUUUUAUUUAAAUCCAUUGUGAUCACCAAAUGUCAUUAAUUAGAAGGGAAUUGAGAAGUUACCUAUUUUAAUCUGUGCUGAGCAAGAACUCCCACUUUUAGAAGUCGUCAUCUCAUUUCUAUUUGGAGAGAUCUUCUGUGAUUUGGAACCCACUAUUCAUCAAGUAUUCCAUUAGGGAACUUGUAUUGUUAAAAAGUUUCAUGGAACAAAAAAAAAAUCUGUGUUGAACUCCCUUCUGGGACCAAAGCAUGUUUGAUUUACUUUCUCAGAAGAAUUCUUGACUGUUUUUAAGAAGAAUGUCAAGUAACCCCAAGCCUUCUUUCCUUCAGGCUGAACAUCAUCAGUUUUUUGGACUGGACCUUCUACCUUGUAAUUAUGUACCCUCACCAUCUUGUUCUCCUUCCUCUGAAUAUUUUCCAUUUUCAGUAAUUUAAUAAAACGAUCUAGGAAUGGAAGAUUCUACUCCAGAUAAUCUAACUUCUGCAGUAUAUAAAUGUACUUUGGACUUGGGGUCAGAAGGACUUGAGGUCAAAUUUGAUCUCAGACACUAAUUGUAUGACUUUGCUACAGUUUACUCAUCUAUAAAGAGUGGACGCCAAUAACCCCUACCUCUUCCUAUUGAUAUUUCACCCAGACUUAAAACCUGCAAACAUUCUUUGACUUCUCCCUUUUUCUUACUUCUCACAUCUCAUUAACUUGCCAAGUCCUAUCUAUUCUACCUUCACAAUAUCUCUUGAACCCAACGAUCUUUGUUCAGCUCCAUCAUAUCUCAUUUAGAUAGUUAGAGUAGUCUCCUAACUUUUUUCCUUUCCUUCAAUCUCUCCUCACUGCAAUCCAUAAUUUUUUAGGAUGAAACAAGAUGAAAUCAAGAAAUACUGGUAACUGGCUCCCACCUUAACUUUAAAGGGAUCCAGGAAUCCUGAAGGAUUCCAGAACGUAGGAGGGAGAGGAGGCAAGGCAUUCCAAGGAUGUUAUGAACAAUAAAUAGGCCAAUUUUGAAUGGAAUAAAGAGUGUAUGUCAGAGGAAAUAAUAGGAAAUGUCUAGAAAGAUAGGCUAAACUUAGUUUGAAAAGUGUAUUCUAUCCUUAAGGUAAUAGCCCUUGAAAUUUAUAAUAUGUCAGUAUACAUAGUUGGUCCCCAUGGGUCUAAAAUUAGGAACACCUGAAUUCAGAUAUGGCCUCAGACACUUAUUAGCUGUGUGAAAGGCACACAAAUUAGCUCAGGGCAUAUUAUUUGUGUCCUGGGCCGAUGAAAAGCAGUACAUAAAAGUUAUCAGUAUUACUAUUAUAUGAGUAGAUCACUGUUUUAGAGAAGUAGCAGUUUGGCCCACAAUGUAGAAGAUGCAAUAGAGAGGGAAAGACUAGUAGGGAGAUGAGUUAGGAGAGACUCUUCACAAUAGUCCAGACCACAGAUUAUGAAGACUUGAACUAGGAUGGUGAUUAUAGAUCCAGUGACAUGGCAGCUGAUUGACUUCUGGCUGGAGUGAAGGAUAAUGAAUAAUCAAGCAGAGAUUGACUGCAAAAUUGCAAACCUAGGUGACUUGAAGUGAUAGUGGUAUUCUUAACAGAAAUAAAGUAGUUUUAAGGAGGAAAAAUAGUUUGUUUUUGACAUAUUGAAUUGGAGUUGCAUCAUGAUAGAGAUAGACCCCAAGCAAUUAGCAAUUCAUAGCUAGGUUUAUGGAGUUCUAAUGAGAUCCCCAGGGGAGUGUGAAUAGAGGAGGAGCUAGAAGAGAUACUAUAUAAAUGAAGUUAUUAGGAAUUUCAGCAGUAUUUUUUUUUCCUCUUUUCAUGAGAUUUGGUCAAUAUUACUUUUGUAUUAUGUAUAAAGUAGGCAUUUCCUAGGUUAUUUUGGAAAUUAUUUACCACAUUGUUUCUAUUAAGAAAAAGAAUUUUGAGUUCCAAAAAAUUGACUGAAAAAAUAAGGCUUUGUAACAAAACUAAUCUAUUAGUUUCAAGUUUAAUGUAUGGUAACUCUUAGUUAUUAAAAUAAUAAAUUUUGUUUUAGUCAUUCUUUUAUAAAUCUAACUUUGCUGGAGAAGAAAUCCUAUCCUCCUUUUUUAUGUUUCUCAGGCUAAGAAAACAAAAGUCUGGGGCACGUACAUCUCGUACUGCUUCAAAAAGUGGUUUAGGAAAAAGUAAACAAGUGUGGAAAACUGAGAAGCAGCCUCAAGGUAGAAUACCUAGUACAAUUUUUAUAAGUUGAAAAAUAAAUGUGAUCUCUAUGGCUUAAUUUGGAGAUUAUAGAAUUUCCUAUCUGUCUUAUACUAUCCUAUCUAGCCUAUAUCUUCACUGAUGCUGGAUUAUUGGACUGAUUCUUGGAACUGGAAGCAUUUUAAAAUUACAGUGUCUUGUUUGUACAUUUGUAUAUGUUUGAUAAUAGGUUAAAGAAAACUUUGAUUUUAUUGCUUCCUUUGUUUUAGCAUUCCUUUCAAGAUUGAUUAUUACUGGAUAGUUGAUUAACUAUUUUAGUUUCAUUUUUUACUGCCUUUACCGCUACUACUGAAUCACCAAAUCUGAAACUAAUUUAAUGUUAUAGGACUAAAAAUGUUUGCAAGAGAUUAUUACAUAGUAACACAAAAACAUUUGUGUAGUUUUUGAUAUUCAUUUUCUCAUUUAAUCCUCAUAACAACAACUCUGAGGUGGGUAGGACAUAUACAUUUUUUUCUCUCUCUCCUUCCCUACCUUCUUCUGUCUUUCUCUGUGUGUGUCUUUUUCUCAAAAGAUAAAAUGAGGCUUAGAAAAGAUAAGCAAGUAGUAGAAGUUUAAGUGGCAAAACUAGGGCUAACCUGUUCUCAUUUUAGUGUACACUAAAUAUAUCAUCAUUGUAACAUGGUAACUCGAAAAAGACAAUGUUCUUCUAGGCAUUGUUAAGAGAAUAUCUUCUUUUUUGCUCCCACCACACUGUGCUUGAUUUUAGUUAAUAAUAACAACUUAUAUUUACAUAUGCAGUACAUACCGUAUAUACAGUAUAUAUACUGUAUACUAUAUAAAGAGAUUAUGUGGCUUGCCUGUGGUCAUAUAGGUAGGCAGUGUCUGAGGCUGAUUUGAAUUCAGGUGGUCUUUACUCCAGAUCUCUCACACUAUCUACUAUACUACCUAGCCACCCAAUAAAAGAUAAAGUACCUUUUAUGGAAGACAUUGAAAAGGUGUCUCAGCAGAGUUGUUUCUUAACCUGGGAUGCUUGGAAUCCCUGUCCCACUGUUGCCUCCGCCCUGUGUCCAUUGAUGGAAAUGGCUUCUAUGAACUUUUUUUCCCCUUAUAUUUUGAUAACUAUUUCAAUAUAAUUGGUUUUCUUUGUGUGGUUUUUGUGUAUUUAAUAUCUAUUUAAUAUCCAUUUACAAAAGUUAUUCUGAGAAGGGGUCUAUAGACAUCACUAUUUGUCAGAAGGGAAGCUCUGUCAAGAAGAAUAGCAUGUUUGAACUGAUGCUGAGUGAAUGAGCAGGACCAGGAGAUCAUUAUAUACUUCAACAACAAUACUAUAAGAUGAUCAAUUCUGAUGGACAUGGCUAUCUCCAGCAAUGAGAUGAACCAAAUCAGUUCCAAUAGAGUAGUAAUGAAUUGAACCAGCUACACCCAGCGAAAGAACUCUGGGAGAUGACUAUGAAUCAUUACAUAGAAUUCCCAAUUCCUAUAUUUUUGUCUGCCUGCAUUUUUGAUUUCCUUCAUAGGCUAAUUGUACGCUAUUUUAAAGUCUGAUUCUUUUUGUACAGCAAAAUAACCAUUAGGACAUGUAUACUUAUUGUAGUUAAGUUAUACUUUAACAUAUUUAACAUGUAUUGGUCCACCUGCCAUCGGAUGGAGGGAUAGGGGAAAGGAGGGGAAAAAUUGGAACAAAAGGUUUUGCAAUUGUCAAUGCUAUAAAAUUACCCAUGCAUAUAAAAGCUAUUUUUAAAAAAUAGCAUGUUAAAUUCUUAAAGGAGACUUGGUUCGAUAAUUGUCUUCAGCUAUUUGAUAUUGUCAUAUGGAUAGAUUAGAAUUGUUCUGCUUUGUUCCAGAGGGUAAGACCAGGAGUAAUGGGUGAAAGUGGCAGAAAAGGAAAUAUCAGUUGGAUUUAAGGAGAAUUUUCUAACAAAUCUCUCAGAAAGGGGAGUUGGCCUUCUUGCUGACUAGAGUAUUCCCACUCUGGAGAUUUUCAAAUGGAGACUGGGGUAAUCCUUUAGUAAUAAUGUAGAGAGGAUUAUGGGAAAGGCAUAGCAUAGACUAGAUUCUUUGGGGCUUAUUGUAUUUCUAUAAUUACAUACACACAUGUACACACAUAUACAGGCACCCUCUUCAUAUUUUCCAGACCAAAAGUUUUCGAUAAAGGAAAUUUCUCCUGUACAUUCUGCUAAAAACUCUCAUGUGCUCUCCCUCCCCCUCCUCCUCUCUUUCAAGUGGGACUGUUUUAAAGUUGUGCCAACUGUACUACACUGACAGAUAAAGAUUAACCAGAUUACUUACAGAAUGAACCAUUGGUUUCUAUUGUCAUUUUCACAGCUUGGGUAUUUUAUUUUGUUAGUCAAUUUGGGCAUUCGUAAGCAUUUUUUCAAACAUUUCUGAUUGUAAUUUUACUUAAUUUUGUCAACCUCAAAUAUUUUAGGAAUGUGUCUUGUUUUUAUUAAUCUAGGAAAUCAGAUUCUGAUAAUGUAGAAUGCAUUUUAUAAUUCAGUUAAUAGAUUUGUUAUAAAUCAUUAUUAUUAUUUUGCUCUGUCCUCUUUCAGAUUCUUAAAAGUAUUUUCUGAUGUGUCAUUAAGACAUUUUCAAGUUUGGAAAAAAAAUGUUUUCUAACCAUAUUGUUGACAUAGGAUAGUUUUGUUUAGCUUAUUACUUUAACUACCAGAAGAAAACUUCUUUUCAAAUGUAAAUGUUGUGUCUUGAGGGGAUAUAAUAGUCUCCACAUUGGACUCCUGUUCAUCCUUAUGUACUAUUCAUUAGGAUUCAUUUACAAAGAACAACUCAAGCUAGAAGACUAUUGCUGAAAAAUCAAGACUCCUGAAGAAAUCACACCUUGAAUUAUUGGACUUACUAGAGAGAAGAAUAUCAGCAGAAUAACAAAAUUAGAAUUUUGAAGAUAACUUAAGGAUCCUUAAAAUAUCAUCCUAGGUGACAGUACUCCAAGAGAUAAUAGGCGACUCUUUGUUUAGAAGAAUAAAGAAACUUUGGUAAAGGUUGGUUAAUCUGUGAAUAAAUAAAUGUCAUCAAUUUAAACACGAAAUUUCAGGUUGAAACCAUUCUCUGUCUUAAUAAUUUAGAUGUUUUCUCUUUUUUUUUCUUGAUCCAUCUGAUUUCAUAAAACUCUAUAAUUCAAAAACAGUUCAAUCCUGGUCUCCAAAACUUAACAAAAAAAGAUGUCAUGGAGUCUGCUUUAUGCUUUCUUCACUAAUUAGAGGUGAGGGAAGAGAUAUAAAGGAAACAUUGUUAGAAUAAUCCAAGAUGUCUCUUAACUCUGAAAAUAAUUUUUUCAAAAAAAUUUUGAAAAUGCUUUUUAAAUAUCUUUGAAGUUGAAGUGUUAUUUUCCAAAAUGAGAGAGACUAUGACAUAGCUCAUUUGUCCUCAGCCUCAAUAUUUUUAUUAUAGAAGAAAGGUGGAAAUUCUAGUGCAAAGGCCUCUAAAAUUCUUUAAAUUCCUGACUUUUUCAGCUGAUCUCCCUAGGUUCUUAAUUAUAUCCAUGAUACUUUACAAAAAUCUUUAUUUUAAAGUUCUCCAUAUCUACCUAUAGGCAGUUGAGGAAUAGAAUAGCCUCUCAUCUUCUGUCACUUUUGGAUUUGUACUCUUCUCUUGAAUGAUGAUGAUAAUACCUGACACAUUUAUAUGGACUUUAAAGUAAGAACAAAAUACUUGAUUUUUUCAUCUAAUCUUCAAAAUGGUAAUGUGAAAUGAAUACCUACUUGUAUUACCUUCAUUUUGCAGAUGAGGAAGUUGAGGCUUAGCAUUAUUAAGUGACUUGUUUCCAUGGUCAUGCCAGAAACAGGAUUUUAAACCAGAGACAACUUAUUCCUUCACUAGCAUUCUUUCUAAUAUAUGACUCUAACUUCUUUCCCACAUUUACCCCUAAACCCCCUCCCCCCAAUUCUUUUUCUCCCUUCCACUUUACCAACAUUUCUAAUCCUUAAGAGUUAUAGUGAAUUGUCAGUUAUUUUUCCUCCUGAUUUGGUACUCAUCACAUCUCUUUACCUUAUUCCUUUGGUGUAUUCAGCCUCUAUUCCUUUUAUUUAUGAAUGGACUUGGAAUAGGAAUAGAUGGCAAAAUUGAGAAUAAUGAGCAGCUGUGAGAAAUCACAAUAUUAUCUGUAAAAUCACCAAAAAAAAAUUCUUUAAAGGCAUGAUUUUUUAUUUCUUCCUAUUCUUCAUCUCCCUCACCCCCACUGACUGUUCUUUUAAUUCUAGGUAUGAUAUAUAGAUCACGUGAUGAACUAGAGUUGGUCGGAUGUUCUCUCUGUUGACUACAAUGUCAAUAAAGUUUUGAAAUCAAUUUCAGUUUUUAGAAUUUGUGUUUUAAAAAUCUUUCUCCAGAAUUUAGAUGAGCCACUUGUGAAAAUUAAGCAUUGAUUAUACACAUAUGUGUCACUUUGUAUAUUCUUUAUGUUUACAAAAAUGUGAACUUAUAAAAAAAAGAAAGGAUACUGAUAUAAGUUCCUUUAGUACAUUUUAAAUGCUAUAAUUUAGAAAAAUUUAAUGUACACAAUUUUAGUAAUUUUCAUUAAGUGUGCGUUCUUUUGCUAUGUAAAUUAUAUUGUUUGUCUUAUUUAAUAAAAAGUGAACAAAGAUAAUUUGAAAAAUAA